UUUCUGUUACUGUCCGACAUUGGACAGACAAACGACACUACUUGCGUAUUGGAAAACACUGAACACACCGAGCGCCCGGGAAGGAGGAAACUUUUCAGUUCUCCACUAUGGCGUCCGCCGGCGGCAAGCCGACUAUCCUCCUCCUUCGCCGGUUGGACUCGUCCUUCGCCACCGCGCUGCGCGAGCGCUUCCAUGUCCUCGACUUCCACGCGUCCGGAGAACCCCUCGCGGCUUUCCUCGCCGCGGCCGCGGCCGCGCCGGAGCCCCCGCGCGCCGCAAUCGUCGUGGGCGGCGGCUCUAUACGCGCCGACGCCUCCUUCCUCGACACCGUCCCCUCCCUGCGCUGCAUCUUCAGCACGGGUGCCGGCGUCGACCACAUCGACCUCGCCGAGUGCGCGCGCCGCGGCGUCUCCGUCGCCAACUCCGGGGAGGUCUACUCCACCGACGUCGCCGACCACGCCGUAGGCUUGCUCAUCGACGUGCUCCGCCGCGUGUCGGCGGCGGAGCGGUACGUCCGGAGUGGUUCCUGGCCGGUGCAGGGUGACUAUCCUCUCGGAUCCAAGCUUGGCGGCAAGCGUGUUGGCAUCAUUGGCUUGGGGAACAUCGGCUCACGGAUUGCAAAGAGGCUUGAAGCUUUCGGCUGCGUCAUCUACUACAAUUCGAGAAGACCCAAGGAUUCAGUAGUCUCUUAUAAAUACUUCCCAAAUGUCCAUGAUCUUGCUGCCAAAUCCGACGUGCUCAUCGUCGCCUGUGCGCUGAACAAGUGGACUCGACACAUCGUGAACAAGGAUGUGUUGGAGGCCCUCGGAAAAGACGGUGUGAUCAUCAACAUCGGCAGAGGAGCAAACGUUGACGAGGCAGAACUGGUGGUGGCGCUCAAGGAUGGAAAGAUCGCAGGCGCGGGCCUUGAUGUCUUCGAGAACGAACCCAGGGUGCCGGGAGAGCUGUUCUCCAUGGAUAAUGUGGUUCUGACAAAUCAUGUGGCGGUUUUUACGGCGCAGUCCAGGUCGGACCUUUGCGCUCACACCAUCAGCAACCUUGAAGCCUUCUUCUCCGGUCAGCCACUGCUCACUCCAGUGCAUGAUGAUUCCAUAGUGGAUUGAAUUCCAGUCAGGUCAUUCAGAUAUACCGGAGCUAGAAUGAUAGCCAGUGUUAUUAGUUCAUCGACAUCUUCUUAGUCUAUCUGGUUUGCAAACAGAAUAACAUCAAGGGAUCGAAUACCUGUAUACACAUUCUUUCCCCUUCCAGCUACUAAGUAUUGGUUAUUUCUAUGUUCAAGUUAUAUCAGUUGUGAGAUAUCAGGUAAAGUGUCAACCACAUCUGUCGAUAUGUGUGAAAAUAUAUUAAACAUCUCCAAGAGGUUUCCUAUCUCAUUCCUCAUUUCUAUCUU
Molecule: messenger RNA, 1390 nt
Organism: Brachypodium distachyon (stiff brome)
Lineage: Eukaryota; Viridiplantae; Streptophyta; Magnoliopsida; Poales; Poaceae
Product: glyoxylate/hydroxypyruvate reductase HPR3
Exons: 2
Coding region: 108-1103 (331 amino acids)
Cellular component (GO): cytosol
Molecular function (GO): hydroxypyruvate reductase [NAD(P)H] activity; NAD binding; glyoxylate reductase (NADPH) activity
Source: RefSeq, a predicted model, not a curated record